Racocetra fulgida is the source of this 660-nucleotide messenger RNA. NCBI's taxonomy places the organism in Eukaryota, Fungi, Glomeromycota, Glomeromycetes, Diversisporales, Gigasporaceae. The record is from the annotation of a GenBank genome assembly.
GUUCUAAUCGAAAUUUUGGACGUGGAGGACGCGGUGGGGGUAAAGGUGGCGGAGAUCGUGGAGGGCGUGGUGGACGCGGGGGGCGUUUUUGUUGCUCGUGGUAAAGAAGAUCUUCUUGUUACCAAAAAUCUUGUAAGUGGUGAAUCCGUAUAUGGCGAAAAAAGAAUCUCCGUUGAAGGACAAGAUGGUAUUAAAACCGAAUAUCGUGUUUGGAACCCAUUUCGAUCUAAAUUGGCAGCUGGAAUUCUUGGGGGUGUUGAUGAUAUAUAUAUUGCACCUGGGAAAAAGGUAUUGUAUCUUGGGGCUGCUUCAGGAACUACGGUAUCACACGUUGCAGAUAUAGUUGGACCAGAGGGAAUAGUCUAUGCCGUUGAAUUUUCUCAUCGAUCCGGACGUGACCUCAUUAAUGUCGCCAAGAAACGUACUAACGUAAUUCCAAUUAUUGAAGAUGCACGUCAUCCGCAAAAGUACCGUAUGUUGAUGAACAUGGUUGACGUUAUCUUUGCGGAUGUGGCGCAACCAGAUCAAGCACGCAUUAUCGCUCUGAACGCACAUCAUUUCCUUAAAAAUAACGGAAAUAUUGUUAUAUCAAUCAAGGCAAAUUGUAUCGAUUCAACUGUUGAAGCAGCCACAGUAUUUGCCAGGGAAGAAGAUAUAUAA